Alnus glutinosa is the source of this 1473-nucleotide messenger RNA. RefSeq lists its product as uncharacterized. Gene Ontology annotation, biological process: nuclear-transcribed mRNA catabolic process, nonsense-mediated decay. NCBI's taxonomy places the organism in Eukaryota, Viridiplantae, Streptophyta, Magnoliopsida, Fagales, Betulaceae. The record is from RefSeq and is a predicted model, not a curated record. Bases 55 to 1302 code for a protein of 415 amino acids. The transcript is spliced from 8 exons.
UUAAGGUUUUGGGAACGAAAGACAGAGAGAAAGGCAGUUGAAAGAAGGCGUCAAAUGGCAGGGUCUACAGGCGGCACUGGUUCCUCGAAUCCCUCUUCGGCUCCACCUCCUCCUAAGAUCCUGUUAGCAAAGCCUGGACUGGUCACUGGCGGACCGGUUGCUGGCAAGUUCGGACGUGGCGGCGCUACCGAUGAUGAAACGGCGUCGCUUAGGUCCCGCCUUCCUUCAAUCGGGUCCCUCAACCUCCUCUCUGAUUCCUGGGACUUCCACAUCGAUCGCUUUCUCCCUUUUCUAACUGAGAAUACUGAUUUUAUGGUGGUGGGAGUGAUUGGUCCGACUGGGGUGGGCAAGUCGAUUAUUAUGAAUGAGCUUUAUGGAUUUGAUGCAAGCUCUCCCGGAAUGCUACCACCAUUUGCAACACAAACAGAAGAUACUAGGGCAAUGGCAAGGCAUUGUACUGUGGGAAUUGAACCAAGGAUAUCUGCUGAACGGAUUAUACUUCUUGAUACCCAGUCCGUGUUUAGUCCUUCUGUUUUGGCUGAGAUUAUGAGGCCUGAUGGCUCAUCCACGAUAUCAGUUCUAGGUGGCGAGUCUUUGUCUGCUGAAUUGGCUCAUGAACUUAUGAGUAUUCAGCUUGGUGUUAUACUAGCAUCCAUUUGUAACGUAUUACUUGUGGUGUCGGAAGGAGUUCAUGAUUACAGCAUGUGGCGAUUGAUGUUGACAGUUGACUUGUUGAAACAUGGCAUACCUGACCCAUCUUCAAUACUCCCUUCUCAUUCCCAGAGCUCCAAUUUGGGGCCUGAAAAGGAAAACAAAGAUAAAGUCCAUAAAAGUGAAGAGUAUAUGGCUGCUCCAGUUUUUGUCCAUACAAAAUUGGAUGACCAAGAUCUCAGUCCACGUGAUUUUUCCCAGCUGAGGAAAGCCAUUUUACACUAUUUCAACAUGUCUUCGUUUAUGAGAGACAAAUCUAGAAAUAUGAGCAAAGGUCAACCACUUUCUUCCAUGGCUUCUGGUAUGCAGAGUAAUGAUCCUGAUUUUACUUGGCCGGAUUUGUUUGUUAUCCCACGUAAGAGCAAGGAUGACUUCCCAAGAGCUCAAUAUGAAAGUUAUUUUUCUACGCUGUGCAAAUUGCGGGAUCAGGUUCUAUCCAUGAAUUGCCCACCAUUUGCAAGGACCGUAUCAGAACGAGAUUGGUUGAAGAAUUCUGCCAAGAUUUGGGAACUCGUGAAAACCUCCCCAGUAAUUGCAGAGUACAGCAGAACACUCCAAAGUUCGGGUCUUUCUAAUCUUUCUAGGAGGUAGCCAAAUUAAGCCAAAGUCUUUCAAACUUGUAUUUGCUAAAUCAACCAAUGGGCGGUUCUGUUGAUUAUUUGGGCACAUUUAGUUUGUGUUAAUGUUUUUAUUUAUGUAAAUGAUCUUGAAUAUUAUUUGCUGAUGGCGAAUGAAAUCUCCUACUUCCUUUUUCUCUUUUUA